AUGGCGGAGUUUCGCGGUGGGAAGAAUUCGACGCCUGAAGAGAGGAGGAUUGAGAGAGCGAGGAGAGUGUGCCCCUCUCUCGAUUCGUCGUUCGACAGAAUCACGCUGCUGUGUGAAACCAUUGCGAAGAAGGUGUUUCCGGUGGCGGAGUUUCCAGAGUAUGAAGGGGUGGAAGAGGCGCAUUACGCGUAUCGAGUGAGGGAUCGGCUGAGGAAGGAAGUGCUCGUGCCGCUGCGGAAGGCGUUGCAGCUGCCGGAGGUUUACAUCGGCGCCAACGAUUGGGGAUCUCUGCCUUACAACAGAGUCGCUUCCGUCGCGAUGAAAACAUACAAGACUCAAUUCUACAACCAUGACGAAAAAAGGUUUAAAGAGUAUCUCCAGAAAGUGAAGUCCGGCGAAGCCACUAUAGCCGCCGGCGCAUUGCUUCCUCAUGAGAUAAUUGAAUCGUUGAAUGAUGGAGACGAAGGCGAAGUGGCGGAGCUGCAGUGGAGGAGAAUGGUGGAUGACAUGGCGAAGAUCGGGAAAUUGAGCAAUUGCCUAGCAAUCAGUGAUGUUUCAGGGAGUAUGGAAGGGAUUCCGAUGAAGGUAUCGGUGGCGCUAGGGAUUUUGGUAUCGGAAUUGAGCGAGGAGCCAUGGAAGGGGAAGCUCAUCACUUUCAGCAGAAAUCCAAAGCUUCAAAAAGUGGAAGGGGAGAGCUUGAAAUCGAAGUCAGAGUUUGUUGAACGUAUGGAAUGGGGAAUGAACACUGAUUUCCAGAAGGUGUUUGAUGUGAUACUUGAAGUGGCGGUGAAAGGGAAGCUGAAGGCGGAGGAGAUGAUAAAGAGGUUGUUUGUGUUCAGUGAUAUGGAAUUCGAUCAGGCAUCAUCGAAUCCAUGGGAGACGGACUAUGAGGCUAUAGUGAGGAAGUUUAAGGAGAAGGGAUACGGAGAAUGUGUGCCGGAGAUUGUGUUUUGGAAUUUGAGGGAUUCGAUGGCGACGCCUGUGGCGGGGAACCAGAAAGGGGUGGCGCUAGUGAGCGGAUACUCGAAGAAUUUGAUGAAAAUAUUUCUAGAAAAGGGAAGAAUAAUAGAUCCAGUGGAGGUGAUGGAUGCUGCAAUUGCUGGAGAAAAAUAUCAGAAACUGGUUGUCUUGGAUUGA
Salvia splendens (bonfire salvia) is the source of this 1137-nucleotide messenger RNA. RefSeq lists its product as uncharacterized. NCBI's taxonomy places the organism in Eukaryota, Viridiplantae, Streptophyta, Magnoliopsida, Lamiales, Lamiaceae. The record is from RefSeq and is a predicted model, not a curated record. The transcript has 2 exons. Bases 1 to 1137 code for a protein of 378 amino acids.